AUGGCCUCUGACGCUGCCCUUCUAGGCAUCGAUGAGACUGACGAGGAACCCGUUGGACCGUCCUCUCGUACAAGACCUAGUACGACAAAGGAAGAAUUUAUCCAUAGUAGGAGACGGAAACAGUCGGGAACAUCGGUUCGCACAUCGAAAUUAGACACGGGGAAUUACUGGGCAAAUUAUUACAAAUCUCGAAGGAAGCUUCACCCCCAUCACCAUCCUUCGAGCAAUCUUCCUUCCCUGCCGGAUAGUUCAAAUACUACGAUCAAUUCGGAAGAGGUGUCCGAGACUGAGUCGGAUUCGCCCCCACAAAUCAAUAUUGUAGACGAUUUAGAGAGGACAGACUGGGAACAUUGGUGGGUAAAGUCCCCCCUCUGGCGAAGGUUGGACGUCUUGGUGCUAGUUCUUCUUUUUGUGAUGGGCAUGGUCCAACUUGCGGCCUCAAUUUACUUUCUACUCACGUACAACUCGGACAAGACGGUGGAUCCGUAUGUUUGCAAUUCGCCAAAUUGCAGACGUCUCAGCAAACGACUAAAUGAAAGCAUCAACAAUAAUGUCUCACCAUGCGAAGAUUUCUAUCAGUUCGUUUGCGGAAAUUAUAUAGAUGAACAUGAUACUGGAGAAUUCGCAGGGACACAUAGUAAGAUUUGCGACAUGGAUAAUGCCCGAUUAGAGUUUGGAAAACAAAAUGUGCUUGCUGAAAUAUUGAGGAGCUAUAACAGAAAUUUUAUUCAUGACCAGCCAAUAAAAUUUUAUCAAGUUUGUCGUCAUCCCAGGCUUCGUGAUGAAGGACCAAAAGGAGCCGAGUUUGACAGCUUCAAAGUACAAAUAGCAAAGUUAUUUGGAAAUCUAUCAGAGUUGAAUUCUGGGUCAUCAUUGGCCUCGAUGGCAAUAGAUAUGACCCACUCGAUCGGGGACUUUGGAUUUUUCAAGUUUGACCUUGCAGGAAAUCCAUACCUUUUGAUACAAACAUUAGACUUGCCGUGGAAGAAGCAAUUUAACGACUCCACCAUGAUCAAAGACAUGAUGCAUGUUAUUUUUCCAGAAUUGACAGAAGACAGACUUUUAAAACUGUCAAUUGGGGCCUUAGAAGUUUUAGAUACUUUAAAUAACAUUCGUGUCAAUGACAUUAAAUGCACCACGUCUCAAAAGGAUCCGUUUGAUAUUCGAAAGGUUUUAGAAGAUUACGUUGGUAUGAAAGAGUUUAAAGAGGAAUACUCAAAUACAGAGGUCGAUGAAUAUGUGAAUAAACUGAAAAACUGCUGGGAUAAAUUUAUUCCAAUAAAUGCAACAAUUCUUAUUACCGACAAAAAUCAAGCUAUCGUCGGAUUUUGGAUUCUCAGAAUUGUAAUGUGGUCACUCAAGGAAAUAGACUCUGAUGCAUUUUACUUAUUACAAAAAGUACUUGGUAGUAUUGAAUACUUUCAAGAAAUUUCGUUGUGGCGUAGUAAAUCAAUAGAUUUCCAAUGUUUUCAAUCUCUUACACGCAGCUUGGGGUAUUUACCCGUACAUCGGUACUUUGAACGCCUAGGAUUGGAUGCUGACCAAUAUUAUCGCAAUAUUGAAACAUUUUUACGGCGAAGGGUGAUAUAUCUUGCUAAAUUUUGGGCUAAUGCUACUCUGCUUCCACACAUUGACAAUGCCACAAGAGAAGAAGGGAUGAAACUCCUUACCAAUUUGGACCCAUUUAACUUGAUGUCGAAUAUUCCAACUCAACAAGAUCUGUCAGUAGAGAACUCGAAGGAGUUUGGAAAUUUGCAGUUGGGGGAUGAACAUUUGCAGAAUGUUUUUAACGGAAAGGAAUUUACGUUGAGACGAGCUAAAGAAUGGUGGAACAGGCAACAUGACCCACUUCAUGUUCUCUUAUGGAACUCAAAUACGUUCAAGUUGGAAGAUCCGUAUUACAAUGUCAGACCCGUCAUUGAAUAUGAGAAUGCAAUAUUCACUCCUCUGUCGUUCUAUCUAGAGCCCUUCGAUUCUGACAUGUUAGCAGUGCGGAACGCUGGCUCCACGUUGGUGAGCGUCAGAGCCGUACUUAACAUGUUGCUUGAGUAUACAGAGGAAGAUAAGAUAAAGAGGAGACUAAAGAAUGAGAGUUGGACACCGUCGCCUGGUGCGAGUGAAAAAGAAUGCUGGCUUCAGAUUUAUGACAAGCAGUCCAAGACCGUGAGGACAAUUAGUACGACAAUGAAGGAUAUGCACACAUACCAAGAAACCCCUCACGUUUUCAAGUACAGAAAAACAUUUGGAAAUGUGAUUGCACUGAAAGUCGCCCAUUCCGACAGUGAGGAUCGCGAAUUUAUUUCAAAAACUCCGUUUUGGGAACUCAGUAACAAAUCAAAACGAUGGGUUAGGUCGAAAAAAUUACAAGGCUUUGAGAGUUAUACCGAGGAGCAGAUUUUUUUCAUGUCAGCAGUUCGAAACUUUUGUCGUCAAAAACUGGAGAAAGAUGACGAUGGUUUCUACAUUGAAUAUAUAACGUCAAUAAAUGCAGCUCUGCAACAAAUGCAAGAAUUUGCGGCUGCAUGGAAGUGUCCAAUGUCGAAAAUGAACCCUCCAUUUAAAUGCUUCUAAUAUUUUUGUGAGAUUACA
Molecule: messenger RNA, 2589 nt
Organism: Folsomia candida
Lineage: Eukaryota; Metazoa; Arthropoda; Collembola; Entomobryomorpha; Isotomidae
Exons: 14
Coding region: 1-2571 (856 amino acids)
Biological process (GO): protein processing
Cellular component (GO): plasma membrane
Molecular function (GO): metalloendopeptidase activity
Source: RefSeq, a predicted model, not a curated record